CAGUACCCACUGCUCUGUUGGGUCUGCUCUCUCUUGUCACUCUGCACCGCAGGCAUUGAGUCCCGUCUUCCCAAUGCCCGUUGCCUCCAUCUCUCUCUCUCUCUCUCUCUCUCUCUCUCUCGUAUGAGUGGUAACUGUUAAGUGCAGGAGGAGAUGGGUCUCAAACCCCUCGGUCUGCAAAUGAUCCCAUGGUGCUUCCACGUAGCAGCAGGCGCCACACGCCACUCCUCUUCCUCCUCCUCUUCCUGGUUCACCGCCCAUGACGACGACGAAGCUACAGCAGACUCGCCGAAGCCCUCCGUCCGUCUCGUGGGCCCUGACGGCCACAUCAAGCUCUACCACUGCCGUGUCUCCGCCGCAGAGCUCAUGGCCAGCCACCCCCUCCACCUCCUCUGCCGCUCCGACGCCUUCGUCAUCGGCCAGCCCCUCCCCGCCCUGUCCCCCGACGACUGCCUGCUCCCGGGCCACACCUACUUCCUCCUCUCCUCCCACUUCUUCCACUCCGCCCUAUCCUUCGCCUCCCUCGCCUCCUGCUUCGGAGCCUUCAAGCAGCGGGGGGGCGGCGCCGGCGCCCCUCUCCCGCGGCUCAUCGAGAUCCAGAAAACGGCCGCCGGCAGGCUCCAGGUCCGCGUGUCCGAAGAGUACCUGGAUUGCCUGUGGAGAUCGGCAUCGGAAGAGGAGGCUAUGGAUAGGAGAGGGAGGAGAGUGUGCACCACCGAGGAGUUGGCGAAGGAUUACAAGCAGUUGGUGAGCUGCCGCUCCUGGAAGCCGAAGCUGGAGACGAUCAACGAGGCGGAGCGGAGGAGGAGGAGCGGCGGUGCCCCUUUUGGUGGGAUUGGCAGAAGGAAGAAGCGUGCCCACCGCAAGAACAACCACCACAACAAGGAAGACACCGGCUGACAUCAAUUCCUCUGCUGCUGAAUGCAUAUGCACUUCCUUCUAUCUUUCAUUGUAACACACAUACAUAUCCCAUCAACAUUAUUGCAAACAACACCAUGAGACACAAAA
This is a messenger RNA of Musa acuminata subsp. malaccensis (wild Malaysian banana), 1008 nucleotides long. RefSeq lists its product as uncharacterized. Lineage: Eukaryota; Viridiplantae; Streptophyta; Magnoliopsida; Zingiberales; Musaceae. The record is from RefSeq and is a predicted model, not a curated record.